CUAAAUCAGAAUACCCUCAAUUUUAAUUACCUCUCUCCUUCUCCUUCUACACUCUUCCCUCUUUAAUUACUCUCAUUCUGUUUCUACGGUAACUCCGCAGCAGCAAACAUAACGUAACGCAUUACAUUCAUUUCAUCAUUAAAUUAUUUAAUAUAAUAUCCCAUUUAAUUAAUUUAUUUUAUUUUCCAUAAAGAAACCGUCAUCACCUUUUACAACGAACCUCUCUUCAAUUUCAGAUCUGAAGCCAAAGUUAUCAUCUUUCGUUUCUUCACAAUUCAAAUGCUUCACUGGGUUCACAAAACCCCAUUACCAAUUACCAAUUUUUGAAAUUUGAAAAAUUCAAUUCAUCAAAGAAAAACAACAUGUCUGAAGCAGGCCAAGCCAUGGACAUGAGUUUUUCCAAACCAAAACCAUCUCCGGCCGCCGAUCACGGCCGUGGAACCAACCCGCCGAUGGAUCAUGUUCUAUUGGCUUUGCGUGAGACUAAAGAAGAGAGGGAACUUCGAAUUCGGAGUUUGUUUAAUUUCUUUGAUGCUGCAAACAAUGGUUACUUGGAUUAUGCUCACAUUGAAGCAGGGUUAUCUGCACUUCAGAUACCUCCUGAAUAUAAAUAUGCUAAGGAACUUUUCAAGGUUUGUGAUGCUGAUAGAGAUGGGAGAAUCGAUUAUCACGAUUUUCGACGUUAUAUGGAUGAUAAAGAACUUGAACUUUACCGUAUUUUUCAAGCUAUUGAUGUUGAACAUAAUGGUUGUAUUCUUCCUGAAGAACUUUGGGAUGCACUUGUCAAGGCUGGUAUUGAAAUUGAUGAGGCGGAACUUGCUCGCUUUGUUGAACAUGUUGAUAAGGAUAAUAAUGGAAUUAUCACUUUUGAAGAAUGGAGAGAUUUUCUUCUACUUUAUCCUCAUGAAGCAACCAUGGAAAACAUAUAUCAACAUUGGGAGAGGGUGUGUCUUGUAGACAUUGGAGAACAAGCUGUGAUUCCUGAAGGCAUCAGCAAGCAUGUGCACAGGAGUAGAUAUUUUAUCGCAGGUGGAAUAGCAGGAGCCGCAUCUCGCACAGCAACUGCUCCUCUUGAUCGUCUAAAGGUGAUCUUACAAAUCCAGACUGGACGGGCUUCGAUCAUGCCAGCAGUGAUGAAGAUAUGGCAACGGGAUGGUUUAUUAGGGUUUUUCCGAGGUAAUGGAUUAAAUGUUGUGAAGGUAGCGCCAGAGAGUGCCAUCAAGUUUUAUGCUUACGAAAUGCUGAAAAAUGUAAUUGGAGAUAGUCAAGGGAACAAGUCAGAUAUUGGUACUGCCGGAAGACUUUUUGCAGGUGGCAUGGCUGGUGCCAUUGCACAGAUUGCUAUCUAUCCAUUGGAUCUUAUUAAAACUAGGUUACAGACUUGUGUUUCUGAAGAUGGAAAGGGUCCUAAGCUGGGAAAACUUACAAAGGAUAUAUGGGUCCAAGAGGGACCCCGGGCUUUCUAUAGAGGGCUUGUUCCAUCUCUUCUUGGAAUGAUUCCUUAUGCAGGCAUUGAUCUCACUGCUUAUGACACCUUGAAAGAUGUAUCCAAGAAAUAUAUUAUUCAUGACAGUGAACCUGGUCCUCUAAUACAACUCGGAUGUGGGACGGUUUCGGGAGCUCUUGGAGCUACUUGUGUCUACCCACUUCAGGUUAUUCGUACAAGGCUGCAGGCACAACCUACCAACACUUCUAGUGCUUACAGGGGAAUGUCUGAUGUUUUUUGGAAAACUCUUAAGGACGAAGGCUUUCGAGGGUUCUACAAGGGACUCAUUCCAAAUCUCCUCAAAGUUGUGCCAGCUGCAAGCAUUACUUAUAUGGUUUAUGAGAAUAUGAAGAAAAGUUUAGAUCUUGAUUAGAGUUGUUAGUCACAGUUAUUGCGCUGACAACCGAGCUAAUUUCAAAUGUUAUAUAGGAUCUCUUGAAUUGUUGAUGGUGGCGAAAAAAAGAAGUUAGAUUAACUAAUCCUGUUGGCACUAUUACAAGUAGUGAUUCUUCAAGGAAGAUGUUAAAACAUGAUUUGUAGUCAGAAAGUUUUUCCCCAUGCUUAUCUGAACUAAAUGGUUGAGAAAUUAGGACUAUAAUUUCUAUAUAUAUACCAAGGUUAAGGUGUUAUUCAUUUUGAUAUACUUGUGUUCGCUAUUGUUAAUUUCUUAUAGUAAAAAGUGAAUAUACCGAUAAAUACAGAUUGGUGCAUGGCUCUGUAAUGGUGGAUAAAAUUGUUGGAUGACAUUCUAAUGAGGCUUAUGAAACAACAAUAAGUUGAGUCAUUUUUUGCCCAACAAUGCAAAUCCUUACAAGUUGAACUGAAGUUUCAGUUUUGAACAUUUUCUGUUGAAUGUACUGUUUAACUCUUGAUGCA
This is a messenger RNA of Cicer arietinum (chickpea), 2362 nucleotides long. RefSeq names its product calcium-dependent mitochondrial ATP-magnesium/phosphate carrier protein 3-like. The record is from RefSeq and is a predicted model, not a curated record. Gene Ontology annotation, molecular function: calcium ion binding. NCBI's taxonomy places the organism in Eukaryota, Viridiplantae, Streptophyta, Magnoliopsida, Fabales, Fabaceae. Gene Ontology annotation, biological process: transmembrane transport.